Messenger RNA from Mercurialis annua (annual mercury), 669 nucleotides. RefSeq lists its product as uncharacterized. The transcript is spliced from 2 exons. The coding region runs from base 82 to 405 and encodes 107 amino acids. The record is from RefSeq and is a predicted model, not a curated record. NCBI's taxonomy places the organism in Eukaryota, Viridiplantae, Streptophyta, Magnoliopsida, Malpighiales, Euphorbiaceae.
UGUCUCUGAACUCAGUUAUUCAUACUAAAACCCACAGCUCAUUCAAAAACAGAAAGAGAAAAGCUUCAACAUUUGGCGAUCAUGGCAAUAAAAAAGGCUUCUAUCCUAAAAAGUUCGAAACGACAACGCGGAAACCCCAGAUCAGGAAGAAGUGCUCCAGAAAUAAAUAGUCUUUCGAGAGUUAUGAGAAGUAUCGAAUUUAGGCAAGAAGUUAUCGUGAAUUCUAAUAACUUGGUUGUUAUUGAAGAAAAGAAGACUGAUGAAGUGAUAAUUCUGGACAAUUCCAAUCUUACGAAAAAUGAUGCUAUGGUUGAUUUAAAUUAUUUAAGGUAUUUAAGGGGGCGUUUGGUUCAGUUUUUCGGUAAAACUUUUAGAUUUUUUUCCUUUUCAAAAAGUCUCAGCUAAGUGUUUGAUAAAAAAACUCUAAAGAUCGUUGGUAACUUUAUAAACCUCUGAAAGCCGCUGAUAGAAAAGCUCCAUUUUUUUAGUUUUUUUAGCUAAGGUUUCGAGCCGUCAUGAAAAUCCUGCUCUUCAAGGAGACUCUGUUGAUGACAGGGAUUGAUUGAAGAUUUCUAUAGAGUUGUUCUAAUCUUGUUUGUAGUCUAGUAUAUAAGUUGAAUCUCUCUUGUAAUUAUUCAUUAGCAAUAAAUAAGAAAAACACUUGCAAUA